AUGAGGCGCGCCAAACCCAAAAAAGCUCUUCCUCCUCCUAUCCUUUUCUCUCUCUUUUCGAUUUCUUCGAGCUUCCAUCAAUGGCGUCUCCAUUGUCUUCGUCCAUCAUUUUCUCUCACAAGCUCUUUCUCCUAACUACUUCUCCGGUCAAUGGAAGACUCCUCUUCACCAAACCAAAUUUCCGGUCCAAUCGAACUGGUGCCGGAGAUUUCCGCAUGCAAUCACAUUCAAAGUCCGGGAUGGUAGGCGCCAAGGAUCUGAUAUCUUCCUGCCAAUUUUCAACCAAUUUCGGUCUGAAUACUUUCGAAAAUGGAGUGAAGAAGAAUCUAGAGAGACUCAUUGCUACAGUUUUAAUAUUUGUUCAAGUCUGGUCUCCAUUGCCCUUUCCUGGUUUGGAUUUGGGGAAGAUCUCACCUGCAGAGGCUGUGCUUUAUUCUCCUGAUACUAAGGUUCCAAGAACAGGGGAACUCGCCCUACGAAGGGCCAUUCCCGCAAACGGGAACAUGAAGGCGAUACAGGCUUCUUUGGAAGAUAUAUCUUAUCUUCUGAGAAUCCCUCAAAGAAAGCCUUAUGGCACCAUGGAGAGUAAUGUAAAGAAAGCUCUAAAGAUUGCGGUGGACGAAAAGGAUUCUAUAUUGGCCAGUGUACCUGGAGACUUGAAGGAUAAGAGUUCGAAAUUGUAUGCUUCUCUCAUUGAUGGGAAGGGGGGACUUCAAGCACUUCUAAAGUCAAUUAAGGAUCAAGAUCCGGAUAAAGUGUCUGUUGGCCUGGCAUCUUCACUAGAUACUGUUGCAGAACUGGAGUUAUUACAGGCACCAGGACUCUCGUUUUUGCUCCCCCAACAGUACUUAAACUAUCCCAGGUUAGCAGGGAGAGGAACCGUGGAAUUCACCAUUGAGAAAGGCGAUGGUUCGACAUUUUCACCUGAAUCCGGGGGUGAGCCAAGAAAAAGUGCGACCAUUCAGGUUGUUAUAGAUGGAUACUCAGCUCCACUAACUGCCGGCAAUUUCGCAAAACUGGUAACUAGCGGUGCAUAUGAUGGAGCAAAGCUCAACACAGUUAACCAAGCGGUAAUCACAGACAAUGGAAUCGGUAAGGUGGAAAGUUACAGUGUUCCCUUGGAAAUAAUGCCGUCUGGACAGUUCGAACCACUAUACAGAACCCCUCUGAGCGUCCAGGACGGGGAAUUGCCGGUGCUACCUCUAUCCGUUUAUGGAGCAGUGGCAAUGGCACACAGCGAAGGCUCGGAUGAAUACUCAUCCCCUUACCAAUUCUUCUUCUACCUUUACGACAAAAGGAAUUCCGGUUUAGGAGGAUUGUCUUUCGACGAAGGACAGUUUUCGGUUUUCGGUUACACAACAGUUGGAAGAGACGUUCUUCAGCAGAUCAAGACAGGAGAUUUCAUCAAAUCUGCAAAAAUAAUUGAAGGACAAGAUCGACUUGUUUUGCCAACUGAGAACUGAUCAAAUCUCUCCCCCUCUCUCUAACCCAGGCUUCAAUCAUCUUCAUUCAUUCUUCAUUCGUUGGGGCAUAAUACUUGGUAUUGCAUGUACAACAAAGAAUGAAGAGUGGCACUGUUGCUGAAGUUGGGAUCAUAUUAUUACUUGGCUUAUACGGCAAUGGGCACGAAUUGGAUGCAUGAUAUCUUCGGAUCAUUCGAUUUCAGAUCCCAACAAUUCGGGUUUAAGGGUUUUGGGAUCCUGUCUGAAUCCAUCGUCAAUUCUAUUCAUUUCUCGGUGUUUAAUUCUGAAUAUUUGGAUAAAUGUUAAUAUUUCGUUUGUGUGAAGUAAGUGAUACUUUAA
Messenger RNA from Tarenaya hassleriana, 1802 nucleotides. RefSeq names its product peptidyl-prolyl cis-trans isomerase CYP37, chloroplastic. Gene Ontology annotation, biological process: protein peptidyl-prolyl isomerization. Bases 81 to 1463 code for a protein of 460 amino acids. Gene Ontology annotation, molecular function: peptidyl-prolyl cis-trans isomerase activity. The transcript is spliced from 12 exons. The record is from RefSeq and is a predicted model, not a curated record. Lineage: Eukaryota; Viridiplantae; Streptophyta; Magnoliopsida; Brassicales; Cleomaceae.